Molecule: messenger RNA, 2265 nt
Organism: Solea solea (common sole)
Lineage: Eukaryota; Metazoa; Chordata; Actinopteri; Pleuronectiformes; Soleidae
Gene: sucla2
Product: succinate-CoA ligase ADP-forming subunit beta
Exons: 11
Coding region: 41-1465 (474 amino acids)
Biological process (GO): tricarboxylic acid cycle; succinyl-CoA metabolic process
Cellular component (GO): succinate-CoA ligase complex; mitochondrion
Molecular function (GO): succinate-CoA ligase (ADP-forming) activity; ATP binding; metal ion binding
Source: RefSeq, a predicted model, not a curated record
CACGUGAAGCAGCCACGAAGAGACCCGAAGUUCACGGCGCAUGCGCACUCAUCACUCCUCCGAAGAGGAAGACAUGGCGGCGUCCCUGAUCUGCGGCCGUCUGACGGCCACCCUCAGAAACUCCUCCGGCAGGAGUUCCCUCAGCUCCGCGGCCAGGGUGCUGGGCGGAUGUUCGGCUCUGCUGGGAGGCCACGCCUCCUCGCCGCUGCAGCAGCAGCAGCACAGGAACCUGUCUCUCCACGAGUACCUGAGCAUCGGCCUCCUGAAGGAGGCGGGGAUUUCUGUUCCUGAAGGGAAAGUGGCCACGUCUGCAGAGGAGGCGUACACUGUGGCCAAGGAGAUCGGUUCGAAGGAUCUGGUGGUUAAAGCUCAGGUUCUGGCGGGCGGCAGGGGGAAGGGGACGUUUGAGGGCGGGCUGAAGGGCGGAGUCAGGAUUGUCUACUCUCCUGAAGAGGCGAGAGAGAUUUCCUCUCAGAUGAUUGGCAGGAAGCUCUACACCAAACAGACGGGGGAGGCGGGGCGUAUCUGCAACCAGGUGUUUAUCUGUGAGCGCAGGUAUCCACGCAGAGAGUAUUACUUUGCUAUUACUAUGGAGAGAUCGUUCCAGGGCCCUGUUUUGAUUGGCAGCUCUCAGGGGGGCGUGAACAUUGAAGACGUGGCGGCAGAAAAUCCCGACGCCAUCGUGAAGGAGCCCAUCGACAUCGUGACUGGAAUAAAGCUGGAGCAGGCGGUGAAGAUGGCUCAGAAGAUGGGCUUCCCGCCAGCACUGGUGAACGAGGCGGCAGAAAACAUGGUGAAGAUUUACAACCUCUUCAUCAAGUAUGACGCCGCCAUGGUGGAGAUUAACCCUAUGGUGGAGGACUCGUCUGGCAUCGUCAUGUGCAUGGACGCAAAGAUCAACUUUGACUCAAACGCUGAGUACCGACAGCACAGAGUGUUUGAGAUGCAGGACUGGACUCAGGAGGAUCCUCGAGACCAGCAGGCCGCCAAGGCCGACCUGAACUACAUCGGUCUGGAUGGAACCAUCGGCUGCCUGGUGAACGGAGCAGGUCUGGCCAUGGCCACCAUGGACAUCAUUAAACUACACGGCGGCACGCCCGCUAACUUCUUGGAUGUAGGGGGCGGAGCCACAGCUCACCAGGUGACCGAGGCGUUUAAACUCAUCACCUCUGACAAGAAGGUUCAGGCCAUCCUGGUCAACAUCUUUGGAGGCAUCAUGAGGUGUGAUGUCAUCGCUCAGGGCAUCAUCAUGGCCGUCACUGACCUGGACCUGAAGAUCCCCAUAGUUGUCCGGCUACAAGGGACGAGAGUGGACGAUGCUAAAGCUCUGAUCGCAGCAAGUCCACUGAAGAUCCUGGCCUGUGACGACCUGGACGAAGCUGCUAAGAUGGUGGUGAAGCUGUCUGAGAUCGUGUCCCUGGCUAAAGAAGCUCAGGUGGACAUCACCUUCCAGUUGCCCAUCUAACAGAACCUGGACCUUCAUCAUCAUUAUCAUCACUCCAUCUGAGAGGACUCUCUGAGGCACGACGACACCAUCACUCCUGUUUCCUGUUUCCUGUUUCCUGUUUCCUUUAAGUGUUGCACAUGAGUCGAUACGCACAAAUACACACACACACACACACACACACACGCGCGUCUGUUUCCUGGUACUUGUCAGGAGAAUCAGAACAGAUGAUGCUGUGACAUCAUCAUUAAUCACACAUGCAUGUGUGUAGCAUUAGCAUCUCUGAACAUGAAUGUCAAUAAAAACAUGACAUCACUGUCGUCCCGCCCAUAUACCCACAGCCAGCCAAUCAGGGCUCAGUGUCAGCUGACAGCCAGUUUAUCUUUUUAAAUACAAGAAUGUUUGUCCUCAUUUCUGCUGUCCAGGCCACAACCUCUGACCUCUGACCCACAUUAGCAUGUGUUUCAGUUAAACUGGUCUCAGAUAAACUGGUCACAGUUAAUCUGGUCUCAAACUGGUCACAGUUAAACUGGUCUCAAACUGGUUUCAAUUAAACUGGUCAUCGUUAAUCUGGUCUCAAUUAAACUGGUCAUAGUUAAUCUGGUCUCAGUUAAACUCGUUAAUCUGGUCACAGUUAAUCUGGUCACAGUUCAUUUGGUCUCAAUUAAACAGCGCCUGCGUCGUGCCUCAGAAACAGUGGAAUAACGGUGUUGUGAGUUCUUUGUAAAUAACCAAACACAUUUUGUGGCUCUGAAAUAUUUAUGCUCCUCAUGGAAAAACGACGACAAAAGACAAAGUAAAUAAAUACAGAGAAACUGAAA